Molecule: messenger RNA, 5941 nt
Organism: Oryctolagus cuniculus (rabbit)
Lineage: Eukaryota; Metazoa; Chordata; Mammalia; Lagomorpha; Leporidae
Gene: PTPRO
Product: protein tyrosine phosphatase receptor type O
Biological process (GO): podocyte differentiation; regulation of glomerular filtration; peptidyl-tyrosine dephosphorylation involved in inactivation of protein kinase activity
Cellular component (GO): glutamatergic synapse; GABA-ergic synapse; plasma membrane
Molecular function (GO): protein tyrosine phosphatase activity; cadherin binding; Wnt-protein binding
Source: RefSeq, a predicted model, not a curated record
CCGCCUCUCCUGCGCGCGGACCCCGCGCCUCCUCCGGCAGCCGCGGUGGCGGCGGCGGCAGAGCCUCGCCCACUCCAAUCCCCACCCUCUCUCCAAGCUUAGCCAUUAAAGCGCAGCGGCGCCCCGCGCGUUGCUGGAGGACCCCGGGCGCGGAGGAGGACAGGGAGACGGCGCAGGGGGACUGAAAAGGCAGCAUGCGACCGCCGGGAGCAGCUUCGGCGCCCACCGUCUGAGGCUGCAGCCCCAGUUCGCCUUUGUGAGCGGCCGCCUGGGAAGCCCGCCAGCCCCGCGGUGCCCCACUCCCGGGUUCCCGUUCGCUCUGCGAUGGGGCACCUGCCCACCAGGGCGCGCGGCCGCCGCCGCCUGCUGCCUCUGCUCUGGCUCUUUGUGCUGCUCAAGACUGCUGCAGCCUUCCACGUAACAGUCCGAGAUGACAACAGCAUUGUUGUCUCUCUGGAAGCCUCCGAUGUCAUCAGUCCAGCAUCUGUGUAUGUUGUGAAGAUAACUGGUGAAUCCAAAAAUUAUUUCUUCGAAUUUGAGGAAUUCAACAGCACUUUGCCUCCUCCUGUUAUCUUUAAGGCCAAUUAUCAUGGCCUUUAUUACAUUAUCACCCUGGUGGUGGUAAAUGGAAAUGUGGUUACCAAGCCAUCCAGAUCUAUCACUGUGUUAACAAAACCUCUACCUGUAACCAGUGUUUCAAUAUAUGACUAUAAGCCUUCUCCUGAAACAGGAGUCUUGUUUGAAAUUCAUUAUCCAGAAAAAUAUAAUGUUUUCACAAGAGUGAACAUAAGCUACUGGGAAGGGAAAGCCUUCCGGACAAUGCUGUACAAAGAUUUCUUUAAGGGAAAAACAGUAUUUAAUCACUGGCUGCCAGGAAUAUGUUAUAGUAAUAUCACCUUUCAGCUGGUUUCUGAGGCAACUUUUAAUAAAAGUACCCUUGUGGAGUACAGUGGUGUCAGCCAUGAACCGAAGCAGCACAGAACUGCUCCUUAUCCACCUCGAAAUAUUUCUGUUCGAAUUGUAAACUUGAACAAAAACAACUGGGAAGAACAGAGUGGCAGUUUCCCAGAGGAAUCAUUCAUGAGAUCACCAGAAACAAUAGAAAAAGACAGAAUCUUCCAUUUUACAGAGGAAACUCCUGAGCCAUCUGGAAACAUUUCUUCUGGUUGGCCUGAUUUUAAUAGCAGUGACUAUGAAACUACGUCUCAGCCAUAUUGGUGGGACAGCGCAUCUGCAACUCCUGAAAGUGAAGAUGAAUUUGUCAGUGUACUUCCCAUGGAAUACGAAAAUAACAAUACACUCAGUGAGGCUGAGAAGCCCACACCAGCCCCUUUCUCUUUCUUCCCUGUGCAAAUGAUAUUGAGCUGGCUACCCCCAAAACCCCCCACUGCCUUUGAUGGGUUCCAUAUUCACAUAGAGAGAGAAGAGAACUUCACUGAAUAUUCGACAGUGGAUGAAGAGGCGCAUGAAUUUGUUGCAGAACUCAAGGAGCCCGGGAAAUACAAGUUAUCUGUGACAACCUUUAGUGCCUCAGGAUCUUGCGAAACUCGAGAAAGUCAGUCAGCAAAAUCACUAAGCUUUUAUAUCAGUCCUACAGGAGAGUGGAUUGAAGAGCUGACAGAGAAGCCCCAGCAUGUGAGCGUCCAUGUUUUAAGCUCGACCACUGCUUUGAUGUCCUGGACAUCUUCCCAGGAGAACUAUAACAGCACCAUUGUGUCUGUGGUGUCACUGACCUGCCAGAAACAAAAGGAGAGCCAGAGGCUUGAAAAGCAGUACUGUACACAGGUGAACUCAAGCAAACGUAUUAUUGAAAAUCUGGUUCCUGGUGCCCAGUACCAGGUUGUGAUGUACCUAAGAAAAGGCCCUCUGAUUGGACCACCUUCAGAUCCUGUGACAUUUGCCAUUGUGCCCACUGGAAUAAAGGACUUAAUGCUUUAUCCCUUGGGUCCUACAGCAGUGGUUCUGAGCUGGACCAGACCUUACCUAGGAGUGUUCAGAAAAUACGUGGUUGAAAUGUUUUAUUUCAACCCUGCAACUAUGACAUCUGAGUGGACCACCUACUAUGAAAUAGCCGCAACUGUCUCCUUAACUGCUUCCGUGAGAAUAGCUAAUCUGUUGCCAGCAUGGUACUACAACUUUCGGGUAACCAUGGUGACAUGGGGAGAUCCAGAACUGAGCUGUUGUGACAGUUCCACCAUAAGCUUCAUCACAGCCCCAGUAGCUCCAGAAAUCACUUCUGUGGAAUAUUUCAACAGCCUGCUAUAUAUCAGCUGGACAUAUGGGGACGACACAACAGACCUGUCACAUUCUAGAAUGCUACACUGGAUGGUUGUAGCAGAAGGAAAGAAGAAAAUUAAAAAGAGUGUAACACGCAAUGUCAUGACCGCAAUUCUCAGCUUGCCUCCAGGAGACAUCUACAACCUUUCAGUAACUGCUUGCACGGAAAGAGGAAGUAAUACCUCCAUGCUCCGCCUUGUCAAGCUAGAACCAGCUCCUCCAAAAUCACUCUUUGCAGUGAACAAAACUCAGACUUCAGUGACUCUGCUGUGGGUGGAAGAGGGCGUAGCUGAUUUCUUCGAAGUCUUCUGUCAACAAGUUGGCUCUGGUCUGGAAACCAAACUCCAGGAGCCAGUUGCUGUUUCUUCUCAUGUUGUGACCAUCUCUAGUCUCCUUCCAGCCACUGCUUACAACUGUAGUGUCACCAGCUUUAGCCACGACAGCCCCAGUGUUCCUACAUUUAUAGCUGUCUCAACAAUGGUUACAGAGAUGAACCCUAACGUGGUAGUAAUCUCAGUGCUGGCCAUCCUUAGCACACUUCUAAUUGGUCUGCUGCUUGUUACUCUCAUCAUUCUUAGGAAGAAACAUCUGCAGAUGGCUAGGGAGUGUGGAGCAGGAACAUUUGUCAAUUUUGCAUCUUUAGAGAGGGAUGGAAAGCUUCCCUACAACUGGCGUAGAAGCAUCUUUGCUUUCUUAACUCUGCUGCCUUCAUGUCUUUGGACUGAUUAUCUUUUGGCAUUUUAUAUUAACCCUUGGAGUAAAAAUGGCUUAAAGAAGAGGAAACUAACUAACCCAGUUCAACUGGAUGACUUUGAUGCUUACAUCAAGGAUAUGGCCAAAGACUCUGACUAUAAAUUUUCCCUUCAAUUUGAGGAGUUGAAAUUGAUCGGACUGGAUAUUCCACAUUUUGCUGCCGAUCUUCCACUGAACCGAUGUAAAAACCGUUACACAAACAUCUUGCCAUAUGACUUUAGCCGAGUGAGAUUACUCUCCAUGAAUGAAGAGGAAGGUGCGGACUAUAUUAAUGCCAACUAUAUUCCUGGGUACAACUCACCCCAGGAGUACAUUGCCACCCAGGGGCCGCUGCCUGAAACCAGAAAUGACUUCUGGAAGAUGGUCCUACAACAGAAGUCGCAGAUGAUUGUCAUGCUCACUCAAUGCAAUGAGAAAAGGAGGGUGAAAUGCGACCAUUAUUGGCCAUUCACGGAAGAACCCAUCGCCUACGGGGACAUCACCGUGGAGAUGAUCUCGGAGGAAGAACAGGAUGACUGGGCCCAUAGACACUUCCGGAUCAACUACGCUGAUGAGAUGCAGGAUGUGAUGCAUUUUAAUUACACUGCAUGGCCUGAUCACGGUGUACCCACGGCCAAUGCCGCUGAAAGUAUCCUGCAGUUUGUACACAUGGUCCGACAGCAAGCCACCAAGAGCAAAGGCCCCAUGAUCAUUCACUGCAGCGCUGGAGUGGGGAGGACAGGAACCUUCAUUGCCCUGGACAGGCUCCUGCAGCACAUUCGGGACCAUGAGUUUGUCGACAUCUUAGGGCUGGUGUCGGAAAUGAGGUCAUACAGGAUGUCUAUGGUACAGACAGAGGAGCAGUACAUUUUUAUCCAUCAGUGUGUGCAGCUGAUGUGGAUGAAGAAGAAGCAGCAAUUCUGCAUCAGUGACGUCAUAUACGAAAAUGUUAGCAAGUCCUAGUUCAGGAUCCAGAGCAGAGAGGACGUGAUCUGCACCCAUCCUCCCUUGCUUCCAGACAUUUUGGGGAGCCCUGCUAGUCAUUUUGCUAACAGGAGCCCCUGCUUUGUAGUAUGUGGCCAAGGAGAUAAUUUUAUCUCAUAGAAGCACUGAGAAGACUUAGCCUUAAAGAGCCUACAGUGUCUUUUGGACUCUUUCACUUCUGGAAAUUUAAUAAUGGACAAACCCAACAGAACACCUGAAAGGUCAAGAUGCACUCUGCAAAGGGCAGCAAGUAUGGCACUUCUCAAGACUUUCAGGCCCUUUGCUAGUUGGGCUGAGUUUUUUGUGUUCAUUUUUUUAAAGUGCAAUAAUUUCUGUAUAUGAUUUUAUCAGACAGUUGAAUUGUUUUCUGCCCACACCAUUGACCGACCCCAUAGCCCAGGAAGGAACAGGCAUGGUUAGCAUUGAAUUAUACCUCAUUGUUCAAAAAAGCAUGGUCACACAUCAAGAAAUAGCAAUUCUACUUCAAGUAAAUGGACCCAGCAAUGUCUGUACUGCAAACCUAAGCUACCAGAUCAGAAGCGGGGAGGGUGGAUGGGUAAGAGAGAGGGCUUCUACCCACAGAUCAACCACAAAUCUUUUCCUAUUCAAAAUAUGAAAAGCUGUAAUUUAACUUCAAAGUAGAAUAGAAAAAUAUUUGUAUUAAGUGGUCUAGUUCUUGAUGGUUUUCUUCCUUAUUAACAGUUCGAUGUUUUUUCCUUGGCCCCUUUGGAAUAAUGUGACUGUCCAGGUUCUUUUUCAAGAAACCAGAUCUGGUUCAGAAGAGCGUCAAGUCUCAUUCUCCAAACUCUGUUGCUGUUUGAGCAAUCUUGGUGCCUACACUUUGUAUUCCUUUCUCUGUCACUUGAACACCUGUGAAAGCUAUUUCUUUGUGAACUAUAGGCUGUGAAAAUGCACUUUCUUUCCCCCCCCAAAGAGCUGGGAAUUUAUGAAAUUAUGACAAAGCAUGCUAGGACAAUUCUUUGGCUACAUUUCCUGUAAUAUUGUCAAGUAUCUCUAUGGAUUACCAAGGAGAUUUCUUUUUUGUUAUUUCUGUUUGACUGUCAGUUUCAUUUUAAGCAAUGUAACUAGUAACAUUUCAUUCUUUAGAUUUUGUAUAAUUACAGUACAUGAUUGUGUAUUGUGACAUGAAUGCUGUCAAAAUGGACAUUGAUGGCAUUGUGAAGCCUGUUCCUUUGUGUCACUUCCUGAGAAAUAGGUGGUGGUAUAGAUAUACCAAGGAAAACAUUUGGAGUGGAAAGUAAACACAAGCUGGCCGCUUCCCGGUGGCUGUCAUAGGAAGCCUUGCUUCUCUGUGUCUGAUCACUGCCCAUUCCUUGGCUUCCUGCCAUUCCCGAUCACCUUUAUGAAACCGGGUAUACAGGAUAAGCUUAAUGCGCUAUCAGAGACGUUAGUGAUGGUGAACGAUGCCAAGUGAACAGCUCUGCACCCCACUGUCUCUCGUCCCGAGAAACCCUGUCCACAACAGACCUUGACAACAUUCCUGGCAAGACGGUCAGUGAGUCCCAGUGUCACCUCGCAAUGUGAUUGGCAGAGGAUGUGCACACCCUGCAGGUUAACAGCUUGGGCUCCUCGGGGAUUGUCACUUCUCACUCACCCUUCCUCUACUUCAUGCUUCCCUGCUGCUGCUUCCUCCUCUUCUCACCCCACUCCUUUAUUUCCCUUCUUGGACAUUUUAAUCAUCUAUCACACCAUACUCAACAACAAACAUGAUUACAGAAAGGCGGCAAAUGUAUGUGUGACAUUCUUCUGUUAUCACACAAGGAUAGCCCAAGAGUGGAGCCUGUGACUUCGGAAGAGCUGGUGCUGUGUGUGGUGUGGGGUGGGGGUGGGAGAGCAGAAAUGCAGUUCCAACACUGCCACACAGGAGCUUACAGAGGUUGUGUAACCUGGAACUUUACUUCUUGUGAAAUAAAGCACUUCAUAAAUA